AUGGAUAAUGCUAGCUAUGCCUACAAUGAACACAAAUUUAAUAUUGCAAUGAAUGAUCUUAGAGCUGAAAGUGAGGAAGCUUGGGAGUGGCUUACUGCAAUACCAAAAAAAACAUGGGCAAGGCAUGCAUUUGACACAAACUGCAAGACUGACUUGGUAGUGAACAACUUGUCUGAGGUGUUCAACAAGUAUAUUCUAGAUGUUAGGAGAAAACCUAUAAGGACAAUGUGUGAUGGGAUAAAAGAUAAGCAGAUGGUGAGGUGGCAUAGGAACAGAGAGAGUGUAAAGGUAGCAAGAUGGGAUAUAACACCUCAUUACAGUGAGAAGCUGGAGGUUGAGAAGGAGAGGGCCAGAUAUUGCAAGCCAAUACAGGUAGGGGUCAACUUAUGGCAAGUUACAAGUGGGCAGCAAACACAUGCUGUCAACCUGGAACUUGAGACUUGUGGAUGCAGGAAGUGGGACCUUAGUGGCAUACCUUGCAACCAUGCCAUCUCUGCAAUAAACAAGGCUAAAAGGAAAUCAGAGGAUUAUGUCAGCAAAUUCUUCAAGAAAGAUUUUUAUGCUGCAGCUUAUGAACCAAUGAUCUUUCCUGUGCCUGGUGAGAGCAUGAUUGGACAAGGACCCCUGGUCCAGACAUAG
Aegilops tauschii subsp. strangulata is the source of this 639-nucleotide messenger RNA. The record is from RefSeq and is a predicted model, not a curated record. Lineage: Eukaryota; Viridiplantae; Streptophyta; Magnoliopsida; Poales; Poaceae.